AUGCACGCUCCAGCUCGCAGUCUGGGGUCGGCUCGGAAAAUCAUCGCGGAGCCAUUUGCGUCACCGAUCGACGAGCUGAGGGCUCCUCGACUUUCCCUCCACUUAUCUUUCUUUGAUCAGCAGUGUCGAUUUAUUCAGCCUGGCCUUGUUCGUGUCGUGAAGCUGUUCAUUCAACCGCCUCUUUACCGACAUUACUACACUCAACUGCAAGCUCUCACAGCCCUCGCAGCCCUCACAGCUCCCAACAUGUUCCGACCGGAUUACUGGGGCGACGACCCUAUGGAGGGGGUCUUUGGCUCCUCUAUGCUUCGCCAUGGUGCUUCGACCCGCCGCUUCGACGAGUACUACCGGUGUUACCCUGUCGCGAUGAUGCCCGGUCCCGAGAGAGAGAAUGUCAAUCACGGCGGCAAAGUGAUCAUGCCGCCUAGUGCUUUGGACAAGUUGACUCGUCUACAUAUCACAUACCCUAUGCUUUUUGAACUGCAUAAUGGUGCUCGGGAAAGGAUGACCCAUGCGGGUGUGUUGGAGUUUAUCGCUGAAGAGGGAAAGAUCUAUCUUCCUUACUGGUUGAUGCAAACCCUCCUUAUCGAGCCGGGCGAUCUCGUCCAGGUCAAAUCAACCGAUCUGCCACCUGGUCAAUUCAUCAAGCUUCAAGCCCAGUCGACUUCCUUCCUGGACAUUAGCGACCCCAAGGCCGUGUUGGAGAAUGCGUUCCGUAAUUUCUCUUGUCUCACCAAGGGCGACGUUUUCACUUUUUCCUAUAACGAUCAAGUCUACGAGAUGGCAGUCUUGGAGACAAAGCCGCCCACGGACUCGCAGGCGGUCUCCGUAUUAGAAACCGACCUGGAGGUCGACUUUGCACCGCCCAUGGGAUACGAGGAACCCCAACGACAGAGCGGCACCAGCACACCCCGGAGUGGUGCAAGUGGGAAGCUCCCAUCGGGUGGGUUGCUUCAUUCGCACGGGACGAUGGCUCAGGCGAUCAACUAUGCCGCCAUUGCCCCAGAUUCUACCGACGCGGCGACGGGAGCGAGAGCCGUGUCGUCCAACUUCCUUGUCGGUGGACACCGUCUGAAUGCUAAAAAGGGCAGCAAGACGCCAACCCCGAAGGCCUCAACGCCGGCGCCAGGAACCAGCAAUCCUCAACAUCCUCCCCCAGUCCGAAGAACAAACGGCCCCCAGCCGUUACGACUACCGCCCAACCAGCUGUUCCUUGGCUAUGCCAUCAAACCCGUCCAGAAGCGCGAUGAAAGCGGGCUAGUGAUGGACAACGAGAAACAACGCUUUCAGGGAACCGGACAGACGCUUCGGGGGAAGAAGAAGGACACGGGAGGGUCAUCGACUCCUACGUGA
Messenger RNA from Aspergillus tanneri, 1353 nucleotides. RefSeq names its product polyubiquitin-binding protein UFD1 (gene UFD1). Gene Ontology annotation, cellular component: VCP-NPL4-UFD1 AAA ATPase complex. The coding region runs from base 1 to 1353 and encodes 450 amino acids. Gene Ontology annotation, molecular function: polyubiquitin modification-dependent protein binding. NCBI's taxonomy places the organism in Eukaryota, Fungi, Ascomycota, Eurotiomycetes, Eurotiales, Aspergillaceae. The transcript has 3 exons. The record is from RefSeq and is a predicted model, not a curated record.